Messenger RNA from Triticum aestivum (bread wheat), 1343 nucleotides. RefSeq names its product BTB/POZ and MATH domain-containing protein 1-like. Bases 102 to 1175 code for a protein of 357 amino acids. The record is from RefSeq and is a predicted model, not a curated record. Gene Ontology annotation, molecular function: protein binding. Lineage: Eukaryota; Viridiplantae; Streptophyta; Magnoliopsida; Poales; Poaceae. Gene Ontology annotation, biological process: protein ubiquitination. The transcript has a single exon.
GCCGCCAUCAGUCUCGUCUCCUUUCUCCGUUCCUUCCCCUUUCGCCGCCGCCGCCGCCGCCGCGAGAGCUGCGAGUGCCCGUUCCGCGGAGCAGGUCGGCAAUGGCGUCCUCCGGCACCAGCGGGAAUUCGUCGAGGUCCGCCAUCGUGGCCGACACGGCCAGCGGGCACCACUUCCUCACCAUCCACGGCUACUCCUGCACCAAGGACCUUCCCACCGGAGAGAAGAUCAGUUCCAGGCGCUUCAAAGUCGGCGGCCACCGCUGGCGCAUCGACUACUACCCCAACGGCUCAGGCUCGGCGGUCGCAGACUACGUAUCCCUCUCCCUAAUCCUCGACGAAGAUGUCGCGGCGGGGGUGAAGGCGAAGCAUUGCUUCUGCCUCUCUGGGGAGGCGGAGAAAAUUCAAGCGGCGCGGCUGACGUCGGCGCCGGUGGUCACAUUCUCGUCCAGGAGGUCUUGCUUCUUCAACUGGUACUCGACCUUCAUCAGAAGGGAAGACCUUCAGAAGUCCAAGAAUCUAAAGAACGACUCGUUCACCGUCAGGUGUGAUAUCCUCGUCGUCCAUGGUUACCGCGCCCAGGACGCGGCGGCGGCGGCUUUCGUCUCCGUGCCCCCGUGCGACCUGCGGGGGGACCUUGGCAUGCUCCUCCAGACCGAGAAAGGUGCCGACGUGGUGUUUGAGGUCGGGGGUGAGACCAUCGCCGCGCACCGGUGUGUGCUGGCAGCCCGCUCGUCAGUCUUCGCCGCCGAGCUCUUCGGACCAAUGAAGGAGGGCAAGGCCGAAAGCGGCAUUGUGCGCGUGGAAGACAUGGAGGCGGAGGUGUUCAAGGCGCUGCUCCGUUUUGUGUACACCGGCUCAUUGCCUGAGAUGCGCAAGGAAGAGGAAGAUGUCACCUGCCAGCAUCUGCUCGUCGCGGCAGACAGGUAUGGAAUGGACCGGCUGAAGCUGAUCUGUGAGGAGAAGCUGUGUGAGUACAUUGACGUCAACACCGCAGCGACUAUCCUGCUACUAUCCGAGCAACACCACUGUGAGGGGUUGAAGAAGGCGUGCUUCGAUUUUCUUGCGGCUCCGGCAAAUCUGAGGGCCACCGUAGCCACCGACGGCUUACAACAUCUUAGCGUGAGCUGCCCGUCUCUUAUGGUCAAGCUGAUGGCCAUGUCCUUGGGGCAUUAGCUGAGUGAUCCAUGUCAGAGUGGUAAUGAGCUAGCAGUCUUAUACUCGGUACAUCGCUACAUCUAUCCUAAUUGGCUAUUGAGAUGCAAAAUGUCACAUUUUGCCCCUGUUUUGUCAGUUCAUUGCAUCUCUUCAACUGUGUGAAUUAACCGGGAAGUGCAUUGAUCA